Molecule: messenger RNA, 347 nt
Organism: Strongylus vulgaris
Lineage: Eukaryota; Metazoa; Nematoda; Chromadorea; Rhabditida; Strongylidae
Source: the annotation of a GenBank genome assembly
AUGCGUGCUCCCCGCCGCAUUAUUCCAAAUCUGCCGGACAUUGCUCUUCGACGAAUGUUCCAAUAUCUUGACUAUCGCGAGCUGUGUAAAGCAGAAUGCGUAUGCAAACGAUGGCAAAACAUUAUUAUGCUUUUGAUGCGAAGAAAUAUACACGAAAUUACAUUUGAACAGUUUGGUGCCACUGAACUAUCAGUUCGUCAAGUGGUACCUCUCCGACGAUUGACGGUGACAUGUCCCGCCAAAGAGUUAGAUUUUGAAGCUGGUGUUUUGCGAAGGUAUGUUCGUUUACACUGCACUUAUCGGCUGCUGACUAAGAGUAAUCAUCUAAAAAAUUUUGGAUUUUGAUA